GUUUACCGUUCGUCUGCGUGGACUCAGAGAUGUGUUCACACCGGCACAACUCCGGCAAAUCGCCACGACCAUGCCGCCAUGUUGUUUGAAUAACUGGGUGUUUCCUCUUCCUGUAGAGAGUGUACGGGAGGCGGUGGGCCGGAGGAUAAAGGUCACACUCAAACAGAGGGUUCAGCUGGAGGUGAGAGGUGACAAGGUGGAGAACAGAGUCCUGGCCCUGGCGUCACACAGAGCCUUCCUGCUGACCGCCCGCAUCCCGUCCAAGGUGGAACACUCCUUAAACUACCUGGACAUCCAGGGGGUCAGUAGCAGCAAGCCCACUCAGAUGGUGUUGGAGUAUGACCGUGGUCAGUGGAGUCUGAGGUUCGGCUCAAUGGAGGAGCUGGACGAGGUGCUGGCUCACAUCGGAAGUUGCGUGCACCGGAUCUGCCCCACUGCUGGGCCGGUGAAGGUGAUGAGGAGGUUAAGUCUGAAGCCUUCAGAGCGGAUGGUGGCGCUUCAGUCUUUGUGGGAUGAACAGAGUUCUGCGGAUGUGGGACCCUGCGGUGGUUUCUCUCAUCAGUACUGGUGUGUGUGUGACCAGCUCGCUCUUCCGUACAGAGAGGAGGUCCAGUGGGAUGUGGACACCAUCUAUCUCACACAGGACAGCAGAGAGCUCAACCUUCAGGAUUUCAUUCAUCUAGAGAAUCGGGAUCUGUUGGCCAUCAUCGCCGUCCUGGAGUACAACCAGUGGUUUACCAAACUCUCCACCAAAGACUACAAACUGUCAGCAGAUGUGUGUGACCAGAUACUGAGGGUGGUGUCGCGCUCCAGUCAACUGGAGGAGCUUCUGCUGGACAACACUGGACUCAAAAGUGACUUUGCUCAGAAACUGGCCACUGCUUUGUCACACAACCCAGCCUCCGCCCUGCACACCCUCAACCUGGCCAACAACUCACUGGAGGACAAGGGUGUGUCCGCUCUGAGUGUCCAGUUAGCCAAACUGCCCAUGGGCCUCAAACACCUGAACCUGUCCCGGACCUCCAUAUCUCCCAAAGGUGUAAACAGUCUGUGUCAGGCUCUCUGUGUUAACCCUGUCGUCUCCUCUACCCUCACACAUCUGGACCUAUCUGGAAACUCCCUGAAAGGGGACGACCUGCCUAACCUUCACAGUUUUCUGGGCCAGCCAAACUGUCUGGAGACUCUGGAUCUGUCCAACAGCGACUGUUCUCUGGACCAGGUGUGUGCCUCUCUGCUGAAGGGGUCUCUAAAACAUCUGUCAGUCCUCAACAUGUCCAAGACCGUCUUCCCUCACAGGAAGAGUAAGGACAUCCCUGUGUCCUUCAAGCAGUUCUUCAGCAGCGCUCUGUCGCUAAGUUCUGUCAGCCUGUCGGGAACCAGGCUGCCUCUGGAGGCGCUCAAGGCUUUGUUACUGGGCCUCGGCUGUAACCCGAACCUUGGCGAGGUGUCUCUGGAUCUCAGCUGCUGUGAUCUGCGUUCCGGAGGCUCUCAGAUCCUGGAGGGUUGCAUUGCAGAGAUCCCCAACAUCUCCAAUCUGGACAUCUCCGAUAACGGUCUGGAUAUGGAUCUGACCACCCUGCUGGUUUGGCUGGCCAAGAACCGCUCCAUCCGACACCUGUCGCUGGGCAAGAACUUCAACAACAUCAAGUCCAAGAACGUGUCCCAGGUCCUGGACAAUCUGGUCCACAUGAUCCAGGAGCAGGAUUCACCGCUGACCUCGCUGUCUCUGGCCGACUCCAGGCUGAAGGCCGACCUGUCGAUCAUCCUGAAUGCUCUGGGCAGCAACACCUCCCUCACCAAACUGGACAUUAGUGGGAACGCCAUGGGAGACAUGGGAGCCAAGAUGCUGUCGAAAGCCCUGCAGAUCAACACAAAACUCAGGACAGUGAUUUGGGACAGGAACAACAUCAGUCCUCAGGGUCUGCAGGACGUGGCGGCCGCUCUGGAGAAGAACUACACCAUUCGUUUCAUGCCCAUUCCCAUCAUGGACGCCGCUCAGGCGCUGAAAGCCAGCCCCGACAAGACGGAGGACGCCCUGCUGAAGAUGGAACGGUUCCUUCUGAGGAACCACGAGACCCGUAAAUACCUGCAGGAACAGGCCUACAGACUGCAGCAGGGGAUAGUGACCACAACUACACAACAGAUGAUGGAUAGGAUGUGUGUGAAGGUCCAGGACCAUCUGAACUCUCUGAAGUUCAAUGAGACCGACUCAGUCCAGGAAGAUAUGAAGGCGGCACAGAACCUCAUGAAGGACGCCAGGAACUCCAAGACGCUUCUCCCCAACCUGUACCACCUGAAGAGCGGGGCCUCCAAGGGCUCCUGUGUCGGGGCCAUCCAGGACAAACUGGAGAGUAUGGCCGGGGAGGUGGCCCGCGUCAUGGAAGAACAACUGCAGGUGUUGCUCCACUCCAUGGUGGACUCCGCUGAAUCGUUGUGCCCUCAUGUGAUGAAGAGGAGCAGCCUUCGUCAGGAGCUGCUGAGGACCAGUGCAGGGAGGAUGACUAUCCCAUGCAGCUUCAUCACCACCACACUGCUGGAACAGUCCGGGAUUGACAUCAUCAACAAGAUCAGUGAGGUGCAGUUGAGUAUGGCCUCGUUUCUGUCGGACCGCAUCGUAGACGAAAUCCUGGAGUCUCUGUCCAGAUCACAACAUACUCUGGCAGAGCAUCUGAUCAGGAAGGGUCAGCCUCUGCUGCAUCAGGAGCCUCCAAUGGAGACGGAGGUUCUGGAUGAGACGGUUCUCCAGCUGGAGAUGCCGGAGAAGCAGACGGCGCCGGACCAAAACCAUGACCUGGACCAUCAGCUGGAUGAGAUGGACUCCUGCAUGAUGACCCCUAGAUCCAAGAGGAAAAGUAUUCUGGUCCGGAUGCUUCGGCCAGUCUCUGUGGCCUUUGAGAUGGAGUUUGACUUGGAUAAAGCGCUGGAGGAGGUGCCAAUCCAUGUCGAAGACCCGCCUCCUCUCCCUCAUCCUCCACAGCCAGUGGGCAGAAAGUCAGCCUACCUGGAAGACGUGCCUCGUCCCGCUCCCCCAUUGGACACAGCGCCUGUCUGUUUUGGGGAACUUCCCACUGUGGAGGCUAAGAAGCUUGUCCAUCACACCAAGCUCCGCCCCAAACCCAAGAAGAGGACCAAACCCAGCCGCUCACCCCUGGAAGUGACCGGCAGCUCAGCGCCUCAGGAUUCAGAGCAGAACAGCAUUAUGGGUCCACUGGACGAGGGCUUGGACGAGUUCUUCUCCAAGAGAGUCAUUAAACUCAGCUUCAAACGUCCGGCAGUGAGGAGCUCCUCCUCGGGCACGCCGGAGACCACUGAGAAGAAAAAGGAGUCGAGGAAAAGCGGCUUCUUCAACCUCAUCAAGUCGCGGACCUCCCGCUCUGAGAAGAGCCAAGGAGCUGUUUCUAUCACACCUCCUCCUCCUGCCUCCUCCAACAGUGCUCCACCCACUGCCUUGGCCACCGCAGCAACAGAGGAGUCACUGCUGACGUCUCCGCGGCCAGCCAUGAAAAGUCCCGCCCCCACGAUGGAACCUCACCAGGAGCUCCCCAGUGAGCUGUUUCAGGACCACAAGGAUUUCCCCACCGAACAUGCCAAUCCGGGCGGCACCUCCUCAACCACAAAUAAAACUGAACCCGCUGAGGAGGAGGAACAGGAGGAGAAGGAGGAGAGGAAGGAAAACCCCCAUGUGCCCCGCCAUUUUGGGGUCCCUAUCAUGGGCAUGGAUCUGCUGGCUGAGAUGAAGGCCAUGCAGGAGAAAAUGGCCGCCCAGAAGAGCGAGCCGAGCUCCUCGACGGACAAGGUGGACGACGAACACGCCAAGCAGGAGGUUCUUUCCAGUGACUCGGUGGACGGCGUUGAGUCCAGACCGGAACCGACUCCCAGGUCCAAACCCCCCGGUGUCAGCCCCAGACCCCCCCCUCCCCUUGGCACCAAGCUUCCGCUGGGCCCCCGCACCUCCGGGCCCCUCAGCCCCACCAGCCCAUUAGUUCCCAGACUGAGCAGCAGCUCCGGAUCUGAGGAAUGCGUGGAGGGUCUGGCAGGCAGCGGGGCUUCUAAGGGGCCACUUCCUGCUCCCCGCCUGAAGAGGGCGCUCUCUGAUCAGGAGAGCGAGACCAGCGGCACCGCAGGAAGCACGUCUCUGGACGCCGAGGUGUUCGGGGAUGUCGUUUUGUCCGACACGUCCUGCGGCGGCAACACGUCGGCCGUCUCCAGCAGGCGGCACUCGUCUCUGAAGAGCUCGCCCACCGUCGCCACAGAGGACGAGCAAGGACGCACCAAGUCCCUUCCCGCUCAUGUGAGGCUUCCAUCUCUGGCAGAUCCACAGUCCGGUCCAGAAGAGAAGGAGAGUCCAGCGUCUGAUUUGAAAUGUGAAGAGAAGUCUCUGGAUGGCUCCAGUGAGGAUGUGCAUCUAGUUUGAUAGACUAGUAAACACAGACUAGAAUCUGUCCAGUACCGCGUCCUCUGUCAGCCAUGUUGGUUUGAUAUCCUGCCUCAUGUCUGGAUGGUCUUUCAGAGUCUCAUGUUUCUGGUGCCGGCUGUGGAUGUUGUGGACUUUUGGUUGUUUUAAAUCAGAUGUUUUUGGUCCUGACUGACUCUGACCUGCCAGAACCAACACACACACACAUACACACACACACCUGAUAAAACAUGAGUGUAUCGUGGAUAUUCACCAUUCACACUGAGUCUUAUGUGUCACUGCAACCACAGACAUGAGCUGCUGCUCAGAACUAUAACUUACGAGAUCUCACGGACAAAUUAAGGGCAUUUUAUAAGAGUGGUGGACCACAGUCCUCUCAUAUCCUAUUCACAUAGACAGCAGUCAGACUUACACCUGUCUGAGUCCAACUGGGUUCAGCUGUACUAAACCAGUACAGCUGGUCAGUACUGAUAAAUGCUUUGGCUAAAAACACCCAUGAAAACAUGUUCUGUAGUUAAACAGUUUUUAUUUUUAAACUUCAGACAAAUGUCUGUCUGUCUGUCUGGUCAACCUGACAUCAGGAUGACUCCAUGUUGUCUGUGUUGACAGUUGUAAUGGAGGUGUGAGACAGACAGUGGGUGUCUGGUUGUUUGCAAAUCUUCAUUCCCAGCUAUAAAACGAUAAAGAAGUCAGAAUCACUGUGGGGAAAGAAACGGAGUGUCUUUCCUUUCUUUUGUUAAGACCAGACAGACGACAUGACGUCAGUUUGAGUCUGGUCAGAAGGUUACCUGGUCAGUUAAAGGGUUAGCUAGUCGUUUAAUGAGAACUUCAUGGUUAGCGGGCAGAAAAAAUGACCCUCUUCCUUGAAAUCCCACGAGAGGUCCAUCCAUUCCUCUCUCUCACAUUUUUUUCCCAGAAUGCAUAUUUCAAGAUUUAAUUUAUUGUCAUUUCCAUUAUGUACCUGCCUACAUAAAAACAAAAUGCUGUUUCUCCCAGCCCACAGCAGUGCGACAGAAAAGAUAAAAAUAUAAAUCUAAAACUUCCCUAAAAACACUAAAAACCUAUAAAAACAGAGAGAACAAAACAAAAAAGCAUGAACAGUUAACAACACAGUCCAUUCAAGUGAGAUUUUAGUUCAGUGUUGACAGCUGGUAUCUGUC
Lampris incognitus (smalleye Pacific opah) is the source of this 5574-nucleotide messenger RNA. Its product is annotated as F-actin-uncapping protein LRRC16A-like. NCBI's taxonomy places the organism in Eukaryota, Metazoa, Chordata, Actinopteri, Lampriformes, Lampridae. The record is from RefSeq and is a predicted model, not a curated record. Bases 71 to 4414 code for a protein of 1447 amino acids. Gene Ontology annotation, biological process: regulation of Arp2/3 complex-mediated actin nucleation; cell migration. Gene Ontology annotation, cellular component: lamellipodium; plasma membrane. The transcript has 37 exons. Gene Ontology annotation, molecular function: protein binding.